Molecule: messenger RNA, 582 nt
Organism: Ostrea edulis (European flat oyster)
Lineage: Eukaryota; Metazoa; Mollusca; Bivalvia; Ostreida; Ostreidae
Product: germ cell nuclear acidic protein-like
Exons: 1
Coding region: 1-582 (193 amino acids)
Source: RefSeq, a predicted model, not a curated record
AUGAGCAGUGAACCACCAAAUAUAAUGAGCAGUGAACUAGCAACUAUAGUGAGCGAUGAACCAGCAACUAUAGUGAGCGAUGAACCAGCAAAUAUAGUGAGCGAUGAACCAGCAACUAUAAUGAGCGAUGAAUCAACAAAUAUAGUGCGCGGUGAAUCAGCAAAUAUAGUGAGCGGUGAACCAGCAAACAUAAUGAGCAGUGAACCAGCAAAUAAAGUGAGCAGUGAACCACCAACUAUAAUGAGCAGUGAACCACCAAAUAAAGCGAGCGAUGAACCACCAAAUAUAGUGAGCGAUGAACCAGCAAAAAUAGUGAGCGAUGAAUCAACAAAUAUAGUGCGCGGUGAAUCAGCAAAUAUAGUGAGCGGUGAACCAACAAACAUAAUGAGCAGUGAACCACCAAAUAAAGUGAGCGGUGAACCACCAAAUAUAAUGAGCAGUGAACCAUCAAAUAGAGCGAGCGGUGAACCACCAACUAUAAUGAGCAGUGAACCAUCAUAUAAAGCGAGCGGUGAACCACCAAACAUAAUGAGCAGUGAACCACCAAAAAUAGUGAGCUGUGUCAGGAGAACCAUCAUAUAA